GUUAAUUUGGCUAUCGUCGAAUUUCAUGACCAUAUUCUUCUAGCUUUUUCCGCAGGGGAUGUUAUUAAGCAGUUUGCUUAAAAGACGUGUCCAAAAAACUGAGGAGUGGAGCAGUUAUUUUUCAAAGAGACCACAACUGUCUCCUUCUUCCUCCUUUCAAAUUUAGAUUUUAGUCCCACUAAUUUGUCACAGUCUGCAUUUUUUAAACCACUCUCAUCUAAAUUGUGGUGGUUCAGUUACUUUCUCUACCAUGAUCUUCCUUCACUUCUUUUCUCAUUACCACUACUCUUUAUAUCCAUAACCAGGUGCUUUUUCAUCAGGUUUAAUAACUCGUACCUUUUAUUUUUUCUCCCUUUGGCUUGCAAAACCUGCUUCUACUCUAAAGCUUAUAUCUUUACCUCCAAUGAAUUCAUAAGAAGGCGAUCAAACGAGCCCGGUACCGGCUCAGGCUACUCAAGAACAAGAGGCAGGCAAUAGCAAGGCAACUGAGAAAGGACUUGGCUGAGCUAAUACAAAGUGGCCAUGAAGAAACUGCAUUUAACCGGGUGGAACAGCUUAUGGGAGAUGAAAGCUUAGCAGCUGCGUAUGAAUUGUUAGAUCACUUUUGCGAAUUUAUCCUUACGGAACUCUCCUACAUCCGGAGGCACAAGGACUGUCCAAAUGAUAUUAAUGAAGCAGUUUCUAGUCUUAUAUUUGCUUCUGCAAGAUGUGGGGAUCUUCCUGAGCUCGGUGUCAUCAGAAAGCUCUUUGGACAGCGUUAUGGUGAGAGGUUUGCAACUACAGCUGUGGAGCUAUCACCAGGGAAUCUAGUAAACAAAAAAUUGAAAGAGAACCUGUCAGCGAAGUCUGUGCCGGAUGAUAUGAAGUACAGAAUGGUGGAUGAAAUAGCCAGGGAUAACUGCCUCCAACAACAGGUUUUAGCCAUACAAUACUACCCUGAUUGGCAACAAGUGCAGGAGAAAGAAAAUAAAGGGUAUCAGCUAGUGGAAAGUGAUGCCAAAAUAAUUGACACAAUUGGAGGAUCUAAAGUCCAACCUUCAGAGAUAAAAAGAGAUGUCAGAUGUGUUACCAUUUCCAAACCAAGUGAUUCUUGUUCUCUGCCAGAAUCUAGCUUAGCUGAUACUUCUGCAAUGGUGUCUGCUGUUCAGCAAUAUCCCCCAUAUUUCCUGAGAUAUCCUUUGGAGAAGAAAGUAGUAGAGAUAGACUUUCCUGAUCUACUUUCUUCUAUAAAUUUUGAUUUGCAAAACAAGGGGGAAAGAAUGGCCUUAAUAUCUUCUGCACAAAGAGUGAGUUUCCCUCCCUGUUCUGAAGAAAUGGUAGAUUAUGUGGAUGACAUUAAGGAAUUUUCUGUACCAAAUAAUGCUGCCUGCCAGGACCAAAUGCUAUUUAAGUUCAGAUCUUCUGGUCUGUCAAGGAGAGAAAAAACUCAAUUUGGUUUUGAUGAUAGUGAAAUGGGUCAAGAUGGAUCAGAGAGUGAGAACUCAAGCACAAGGACCUCUACAAAGAGCAAAAGGAGACCAGAGAAAAAAUCAAGAAGGAGAUCAUCCUCCAUGGAAAACCUUGGCCUUAUGGAUAUUGGAUACGUGAUAUAUUAUCACAAGCCAUGCAAAAGUCCGUUAGCUCAUAAGCAUCGUAGCAGAAAGCACCAUAAGCCUUCACUAGAAGGAAUUUCCCCAUCAAGUUAUGGCCAGAAGAGACUGAUGCUACAUGGUUUCUCAGAAGAGGGAAAUGUUUUACAGUCAAGUCACAGCCAAGAUGGCACAAGGAGAAAACUUUUCAACUUUAAAAUGAGUGGGUGCAGCUUGGACCAGCCUUGUUAUUUUUGCGUAUAUGAUGAUGAAGACUAUUUGGAGGCUCAAUCAAUGGAGCAAAAGAGAGGGAUCAGAGCCACACAUGUUCAACAAGGAGUUUUGCAUGAUGAAUGUUGUUGUUGCCAACCCUUUUGGGAUGAUGAGUUGAACCAAGGAAUUGAAUUGGUUACCAUUCCUCAGAGACCAAAUAGGAGGAAUUAUAGUGCUUCAGCUGAGUAUCAUGUAUUCAACUACACAGAUUGCCAAGCUGGUAAUGGAAACAAUGAAACAAAAGAAGAAAUCUCUGCUUCUCCCAAAGUUUCCAAUCCAAGGACUGGUGGUUCCUCACCAAUAAUAGAAACAGAAGCUACCUAUUCAAGGGCCAUGACCAUGCCCCAAGAGAGGCACAGAAACAACAAAGAUAAGAUGUUACGGACAUAUUCUUGUCCUUCUCCCCAGCCUAGUCAUGUUCAUCCUAAGUUGCCAGACUAUGAUGACAUAGCUGCCAAGUUCACUGCUCUCAAGAGAGAGCGCAUGGAAAACAUGGACUGCAGUAAGGACCAAAACAAAUAGAGGAGUCAUAUAUACAGCAUUGUAUAGUACUGGCCUAUUAAAUUUUGAAUCACUCAUUCAAAUAUUAUUUAUGAGAUUGUUUUUAGAUAUCACUAUAUAUUCUUUGGCAUUCAUCCAUGUAAGAUUACAAUUUAAAUUUUACUAUCUGUAAGAAAUAUGAGAAGGUUGCCAAUCAAUAGAACCAAUUGACGAUUAGUUUGAGAUUUUCA
This is a messenger RNA of Glycine soja, 2572 nucleotides long. RefSeq lists its product as uncharacterized. The record is from RefSeq and is a predicted model, not a curated record. Lineage: Eukaryota; Viridiplantae; Streptophyta; Magnoliopsida; Fabales; Fabaceae. Bases 558 to 2363 code for a protein of 601 amino acids. The transcript has 6 exons. Gene Ontology annotation, biological process: protein transport.